This is a messenger RNA of Cooperia oncophora, 318 nucleotides long. The record is from the annotation of a GenBank genome assembly. Lineage: Eukaryota; Metazoa; Nematoda; Chromadorea; Rhabditida; Trichostrongylidae.
AUGCCAUUAAGGGUGGGUCGACUGCACCAGGUGGAUUAUGCCGUGGAAGCUAUGAAACAAGGCUCGGCUACUGUGGGUAUCAAAAGCUCAUCGCAUGCUGUUUUGGCUGCUUUGAAGCGCGCUCAGAAUGAACUUUGCUCACACCAGAAGAAAAUAUAUGAAAUUGAUACUCAUGCCGGUGUAUCAAUCGCUGGUCUACUGUCAGAUGGAAGAAUUCUUGCAAGGUUCCUCCAAACAGAGUGCUCCAGCUGGCGAUGGGAUUACAAGUUGCCUGUGCCUAUUUCUUCGCUGGCAGACAGUGUACAACUCAGUGAGUAG